AACCUAUAUGACAUGCCAUUCGGUCUGUUUGUAGGAGUGAACAAUCACUUCCAGAGCAUAAUUUUCGGAGGUGUCAUGCUGAGGGAUGAGAAGGAGGACACAUUCAAGUGGGUUUUCCGUGAAUUCAUCAGGAUGGUCGGGGGUAAACACCCGCAAACAAUAUUAACAGACCAGGCGCGGUCAAUGGAAUUGGCUAUAGAAACAGAGAUGCCCAAUACAACGCAUAGGUGGUGUAAAUGGCAUGUGCUGAAGAAAGCAAAGGAAUCAAUGGGGGUUUUGUGGAGCAAGAAAACUGAUUUCAAAAGUGAAUUUCAUAAGCUGGUUCAUCACAUGGUCACGGAGCAAGAGUUCGAGGAUGGAUGGUCUGCAAUGCUUGAUAAAUAUUCACUGAGAAAGCACCCGUACCUUACUCAAAUUUAUGAGGUGUGGCAUAAGUGGGCAAAGCCGUAUUUCAGAGGUGUUUUUUGCGCAAAGAUGACUAGUACUCAACGGAGUGAAAGUGCCAAUCACAUGCUUAAAAGUUAUGUCCCCCCGGGCUGUCCAAUGCAUCUGUUCCUCAAACAGUACGAGAAGCUCCAGUUUGACAGAGAGUCUGAAGAGAGCUUCCAGGAGAAACGAACCGCACUGAGUGGGGUUUUGUUGCGAGUAAAUCUUCCAAUUGAGAGGCAUGCUAGCAAGAUAUACACAAGGGCAAUGUUUGAGCAAUUUGGAGAUGCUUUGUACAAGGCAGGGGCCUAUGAACUGGAUGUUGUUGUCCCGAAAAAGAUAUACAUUCUUACUCACGUUGAUGCUCUGGCAAGAGAGAAAUGAAGCAAAGUACAGUUCAAGGUUGAAGUCGAUGAUGAUCAGAGUUUCUUUAAUUACGGAUGUGGGAUUUUCGAGCACUCUGGAAUGGUUUUCUGUCAUUCGUUGAAGGUUAUGAUUGAGCUCAAAUUGAGCAAGAUCCCAGAUAAGCACAUACUAAAACGCUGGACUAGGGAUGCCCGCGAUAUAUUGCCGGAGCACCUUGUUCGAUACCAGAAGGACAGAGGGCCGCAUGGUUUUGAUACUUACAGGCACAACGCCAUGUACAUGAAGGCGCUUGAAUGUGUUAGGCUGGGCGAUAGUAAUGUGAAGUGCUAUGAUGUUUUCAUGGCCAUGAUGAAGGAGGUUUACACAACUCUUCUCCCCCUAAGCCAUGACAAGGAUGGUAUGGGACUCGAAGAGCGUGAGGCUUUGGAGCAGAGAGCCAAAGAUGGUACCCAUGGUGACAAAAAUGCUGAUGCAUGUAUUAAUAUU
Triticum urartu is the source of this 1278-nucleotide messenger RNA. Its product is annotated as protein FAR1-RELATED SEQUENCE 5-like. Gene Ontology annotation, molecular function: zinc ion binding. NCBI's taxonomy places the organism in Eukaryota, Viridiplantae, Streptophyta, Magnoliopsida, Poales, Poaceae. Gene Ontology annotation, biological process: regulation of DNA-templated transcription. The record is from RefSeq and is a predicted model, not a curated record.